AUGGAGAAUCUCAAGAAAACAUCCUCAAAAAACAACAAAGGAUACUAUGUUAAAAUGAAACUCAUGCACAACAACAAACAUGGUUUUAGACCUCAACAAGAAAAAUACAACUCUUUCCAUAAAUACUUCAAAUGGAUUCUCUGGCUUUCUCUUUCUCUCUAUUUCUUCACUUCCUACCUCAUCAGCAACAACAACAAUAACAACAAUCACCCUAAACCAACCCACAUCAUAAAAUCACUUUCUCAAUCUCAAUCCUUUUCCACCAACAAAACAACAUCAAAUAUAAAAAAUCUCAAGAUAUUCAUCUACGAUCUUCCUCCGAAAUACAACACAGUUUGGCUCACAAACCAACGAUGCAAAACUCAUUUAUUUGCUUCAGAAGUUGCUAUCCAUAAAGCUUUGUUAACAAGCGAUUCUCGAACUUUUGACCCUUAUGACGCUGACUUUUUCUUCGUACCCGUUUACGUUUCCUGUAACUUCAGCACCGUUAAUGGCUUCCCUGCCAUCGGUCACGCGCGUUCCUUAAUUUCUUCUGCAGUUCAUCUCAUCUCAUCUGAUUACCCGUUCUGGAACCGAAGCAGAGGCUCCGACCAUGUUUUUGUAGCUUCCCAUGAUUUCGGCUCUUGUUUCCAUACCCUGGAGGACGUGGCCAUCAAAGAUGGUGUACCUGAAAUCAUGAAGAGAUCAAUUGUGUUACAAACGUUUGGCGUCACCUAUGAUCAUCCUUGUCAGAAGGUUGAACAUGUUGUGAUACCGCCGUUUGUUUCACCGGGAAGUAUAGUUAACACGUUGAAGAAUUUUCCGGUGAACGGACGGCGAGAUAUUUGGGUUUUCUUCCGUGGGAAAAUGGAAGUUCAUCCUAAGAAUGUUAGUGGAAGAUUUUACAGCAAGAAAGUGAGGACGGUGAUAUGGAAAAAUUUCAACGGCGACCGGAGGUUUUAUCUUCAACGGCGGAGAUUUGCCGGUUAUCAGUCGGAGAUUGCUCGUUCGGUGUUUUGUUUAUGUCCUUUGGGGUGGGCCCCAUGGAGUCCGAGGUUGGUUGAGUCUGUUGCGUUGGGCUGUGUGCCGGUUAUUAUAGCGGAUGGGAUUCGGUUACCGUUUCCUUCCGCCGUGAAGUGGUCGGAGAUUUCAGUUACGGUGGCGGAAAAGGAUGUUUGGAGGCUAGCGGAGAUAUUGGAAAAUGUGGCAGCGAGUAAUUUAAGCUUGAUUCAGAGGAAGUUGUGGGACCCACGGACAAGGAAAGCACUGCUUUUUAAUAGUAGGGUCCAGGAAGGGGAUGCCACGUGGCAGGUGUUACAUUCUUUGAGUGAGAAGCUGGGUAGGUCUUAUAGGAGUUCGAGGGUUUCACGCCAAUUAGAUUUUGACACGUAAUAGGUUUGAAUAUUGGAAUUUUACACAUAGAUAGAUUCACACACAUCGGAAAAGAAUAAAUGUAAAUAAUAAAUAUAAAGAAGAAUUAGUGGAGUACAGCUGGAAAUGAAUGGGUGAUGAUGGGACCCAUUGAAUGACAUGGUAGCAUUGAUUUGUUGUCCGUGCGGUUUUGAAUAGUUUGAGAGAUACUAUUAUUAUGUAAAAUCAUUUUUGCUUGUAAAUAAAUUGUAUAUGAAUAUAAAAAAUAAA
This is a messenger RNA of Vicia villosa (hairy vetch), 1620 nucleotides long. Its product is annotated as probable glucuronoxylan glucuronosyltransferase IRX7. The transcript has 3 exons. Gene Ontology annotation, molecular function: glycosyltransferase activity. Lineage: Eukaryota; Viridiplantae; Streptophyta; Magnoliopsida; Fabales; Fabaceae. The record is from RefSeq and is a predicted model, not a curated record. The coding region runs from base 1 to 1371 and encodes 456 amino acids.